GCGGCUUUUUCGUUUUGGAUAAUCAUACUUAAAGUCAAACUUUGUUCCUCAUAAAGGGAAGUAAAGUUUUUAACUUUCGUCCUUAUAGUAAUACAACACCCCAGUAAGAGAACUAUGUCAAAACCGGUUGCUUCGAUUUAAGGCUUGUUGUUUCUAUUUUACUGAACUUUUUCUUUACUUUAAUUAGGAAAAACUGAAAACGAAACUUAUUGAUAUUGUUUGUUUUCGCUUCUUCUGCGUGUAACUUCUUUUUUUUUAAAAAACUGCAAAUUCAUGCCUUAAAUAAAAAGGACUAAGUUGAGUGUACGCAAAACAUCUAUUUAAAAUCUUUCUUGGUUUACUAGAUUCUGUCGUUUAUUGAUGAUUGUUGGUUUGCGACCAUCCACGUUUUUUUGAGCGAAAAAAGACAUCGUAUCAGGUCAUAUUGGUGUUUACUAUUCAUAAGCAGUGUUUCCUUGAAUUUCAUGACUAGAUUAGAAGAUGGAUGGUAAUUGGUUUCAAGGGCCUCCCUGCCCUAUUCGAAAUUGUAAAUGUAUUUGGUAUUUCACGAAUGAAGGCCAAACGGUUUGUCGACGAGGUCAUAUUCAACAUGGAAUGGAAAUAGCCCAAGAUGAUGAACCUGGUUCAGGUGUUUUCUAUCAAACGAGAAAACGUAAAGUUCUUCGUAAACAUUUAGAUACUGGCGACUCUCAAGAACCUCUGUAUGGUGCUGCUGGUCGGGACUUAUAUUUUCAGGUUUAUCAAACAAUUCUGCAGACUCAGUGUAAUGCAUUAGUCUCUGAAUUAAAAUUUCCUCAAACUAUUGAGGGAUUAGUCCGUGAUUUAUGGGGACUUUACCUUUCAUUUGCAUAUGAAUCAUUUUCAUCUAGCUAUUUAUCCUUCAAUAAGGACUUAUCCCUUCUCGAACUCUCAGACUCAGAGUUGGACAUGGAAGAUCCAGAUACGCAAACUUCUAACACGUCAGAAGUAAGCAAAAGUAUCCACAGAGAUCAGAGUUUAUCAUAUCCAAAGCUUCUAUACUCUCCAGCUUUUAUUUAUAUUUCUUGUUUCCUAUUACGUCUUCCCAUUACCCUUCAUCAAAUCCGAAGAUGGAUUCGAGCAGAUACAUUGCCUUAUUAUAAGGCUUAUAAAAUCAUUCCUUCCCAAGUCGUAAAACGACUUCCUAUUAACUAUGUUCGUAUGCUGGUUCCAUACCAUUAUCCUUCUUAUCAUCGUUUGCAGGGGGCAGUUUCCACAAUCCUUCAAAUACUAAUUCCAAGGUACAGCAUACAACUUCCUCCUAUAAACGUGUCUUUGGUACUAUUAGAUACUAUCAAAUUUUUUAUUUUUCCCGUAGAAUUAUUUCUUCCAGCCAUUCGACUAAUUUAUUCGUUAAAUCUUCCCAUGUCUUUGGGGGAAGCACAUCGACAAGCAUCUGUUUUACCUCAAGCCAGUGCUCCCUUUAAAUCGACCUCGGAAACUUCAACGAAUCCAGAGUUAAUGAUCCUUGCUGCGUUAGUGGUUUCCGCAAACAUCUUGUAUGGUUUCGAACGGUCUACACCUUCCAACUCUAUCGACUUAGAAGACAGUAUCAUAAUUCCUGAUUGGAAGAACUGGAUAGAAUCUAUUUUGCGUCUCCGAAAGGCCAGUCAAGAGUCAUUUAUGGAGAUGGACGAAUAUUCAAUGCACCAUUUAGACAAUAACGAGAUCGAUGAUUACAUGAAUUGGUACGAGAGACAAUUUCUUGAUGAUGAGAACCCUAAUCAGCUUCCACAGGGGAUCCUUGAUCUAUUUUCAGUUUCUUCUUCAGGAAGACCCGAAUCUGCUAGUCAAGAUAAAAACACUGAAACUUCUGGUAUGAACUCUGAACUCUCAUUAAAGACAGCUCGUUCGUUCAAAGUUGUGCAAAAGAAUGAAGCAAAUUUUCAGUUAAGUUCUUUGAAAGAGGAAGCAUAUUUACCAAUGUUUCUACCUCGCCCUGAUCCUGAUAGUAUAUCUUUUCGGGUUGUUUCGACAAUAGCAAAACUGUAUGAUAUUAAAACAGCAACGUUGAUAACUGCUAUACGGUAUGUAGAGCAACGUUUAAAACAAAAAAAGCAGAUCAAAUAAUAAUGUUCGUCCGGUUGAUUUUAUUCUUUUUCCUCAUCAUCGUUCAUUAAAUCCCA
Messenger RNA from Schizosaccharomyces cryophilus OY26, 2144 nucleotides. Its product is annotated as RNA polymerase I upstream activation factor complex subunit Rrn7. Gene Ontology annotation, cellular component: RNA polymerase transcription factor SL1 complex; RNA polymerase I core factor complex. The record is from RefSeq and is a predicted model, not a curated record. Gene Ontology annotation, molecular function: RNA polymerase I core promoter sequence-specific DNA binding. Bases 481 to 2088 code for a protein of 535 amino acids. The transcript has 2 exons. Gene Ontology annotation, biological process: RNA polymerase I preinitiation complex assembly; nucleolar large rRNA transcription by RNA polymerase I. Lineage: Eukaryota; Fungi; Ascomycota; Schizosaccharomycetes; Schizosaccharomycetales; Schizosaccharomycetaceae.